UCUCUCUCUCUGAAUUCUCUAACUUCCUUUCCUGAGAUAUACAGCCCUGACUUUUCUAUUUUUUACAUCAUCCGAUCCAUUCCAUCAGUCUCAGACCUUCUCCUGCCUCUCUCAGAGUCCCAGGCCAUCCAGUUGUAGCUACUUACCAACGUGCGCAGCUCCACAUCAGCCAUGGGCGUACUGCGCCACCGCCGCCACCAUCACCAUUCUACCCUCCUCACAGCCUUGGUUUUCAUCUUCCUCAUCACCUCAGCCUCCGCCAUACGUACUACUCCAACCCAUCUCGGUGAGCAACACGAAGAGAGCAAAGUAAAUAGUCGUUCUUCGAAAUCGGAAGAUGAGACUGUGGCCGAGAAGAGACUGGGAGGGCCCGGCUCUGCGCCGCCGCGAUGUAGAUCCAAAUGUGGAAGAUGCUCGCCGUGCAAGGCGGUCCACGUCCCCAUUCAGCCAGGUCUGAGCAUACCUCUCGAGUAUUAUCCAGAAGCUUGGCGCUGCAAGUGCGGCAAUAAGCUCUUCAUGCCUUGAUCUUUGAUUUUUAGUUAGCUAGCUACGUACUAAUUAGUCACAGAGAUUAGAGAUGGAGGGUGAGCUAGUAACUUCUGUAGAAAAAUCAAAUCUAGCUAGCUC
Messenger RNA from Argentina anserina (silverweed cinquefoil), 627 nucleotides. Its product is annotated as EPIDERMAL PATTERNING FACTOR-like protein 5. The record is from RefSeq and is a predicted model, not a curated record. Lineage: Eukaryota; Viridiplantae; Streptophyta; Magnoliopsida; Rosales; Rosaceae. Gene Ontology annotation, biological process: stomatal complex development; guard cell differentiation. Bases 172 to 525 code for a protein of 117 amino acids. The transcript has 2 exons.